Molecule: messenger RNA, 1855 nt
Organism: Cuscuta europaea
Lineage: Eukaryota; Viridiplantae; Streptophyta; Magnoliopsida; Solanales; Convolvulaceae
Source: the annotation of a GenBank genome assembly
GUUUAAGCAAAGCAUUUGAAUUUGGGAGUUCAGGAGGGGGACGGUCCACCAGUACCGUAGCUUCUUCCUCUCCUUGCCUCUUAUUCAUCCUAUUAUGUACCAAGCCUCCUCUGUCGUCUAACACGGAUGAUCUUGAAUCCAGAUCUCUCCCAGCUCCUAGCCCUAUGCUUUGUCCAUGACUUUCUGAUCUCAACCUUCUGAUAACGAUGAUGAUGAUGAUAAAGCAUGUUUGAACUUUUCUGAUCUGAUUUGAAUGUUUCUGCUUUGAUCUGAAUGUUUCUAAUUGCGAAAGACGUGAACAUGAGAAAGACACUGCCCUACACAUGACUGGCUGGCUGCAGGUAACAAACAUCUUCCAUAAUCCCAUCCCUCUUAGAGAUUUGUGCAUAUAAAAUAAACACGGGAAAAUAGAAACAGCUCAAGAACAGAAUGCGCAUUAUGUUCUCUGAUAUAUAAAGCUUUCAUAAUCACCCCAUCCUUAUAAGCUUUAGACAAUCCUUGCGGAUUUUAAAUUGUGAAACACUCGAAGACGCUGUGGACUUGGAGUGGUGGCAGCCAUAUUUUAUUUUAUACUUCCCGUCAAAGACAUGGCUCGUUCCCCUGGCCAUCUUUCAUCCGGGGUGACUAUAUGCCUGCAAUGUGGCGACCAGGGAUUCAAUAAUGCUUUUGUCUUCUGUGUCAAGUGUCUGGAGUUUGCUGUGCAUCGGUACUGCCUAGAUACCAUUCCAGAAACUUUUGAUGAAUUUGUGAGAUGGGUUUGUGACGAGUGUAAGGUGAAAGAUCCAAACAAACUCCUUGUCCAAAACCCUGAAGGCAACCAUAAUGUUUCUAAAAAAGCUAAGGAGAAUAGAGAUGAGAGUUUUAUGAUCUCCCAGCAGAUGCGUGAGGAAUGUGCUAAGAUUGACUUAGCAAAAGCAUCUAAGCUUGCAGGUGAUAGUUCAGUUGGGGAAGUGCAUGAGGGAGAGAAACAUCAUACAACUUCCAUGUUAGUCGGGGAAGAUGGACGAAGCAAUGGAUCCUGUGUUGAGUACUUUGAUAGAAGUACACAGGAUCAUCAACCAUCUGGAGGGCGUCCCGUUAGUGAAAUUAUUUGGGAGGGAUGUUUCAAAAUAUGCAACAAAGAUUAUGAGAUCUUUGACGGACUUGUAGCUCAUUUAUCAGUUAAAGCAUCUGAGAAGGUUUACAAGGAAGCAACUUUAUUUCCACCCAUGCUUAAACUAGAAAUGCUCCCCAAAGCUGCUGUUUGGCCUAACAGCUUCCGUACUUCAGGGCCAACAGAUCAAAACAUCGCAUUGUAUUUCUUCCCGGCUAACGCAAAAUGCGAAUGGAGUUUUGAUUAUUUAGUGGAGAUACUAAUGCAAGAGGAGCUGGCAAUGAAAACCACAUUGACGAAUGCUGAGCUUUUGGUAUUUACUUCCCAAGAACUGCCACUGCAAUACUGGAGAUUCCAAGGGAAGUAUUAUCUGUGGGGAGUAUUCAGAGGAACGCCAUCAAGGAAUAGUGAUAUUCCUCCUUCAAAGAGGCGCAGAUAACAUCAACACUAUCCAUCAUUGAAAUGCAGUGUAGACUGAUUUAUCUAAACAAUGUAUUUACUCCGUAUUUACUUUUUCUCGAUUGUUUAAAAUUAAUAUGUAAAAGGAUUUACUUAUGUUGUGAAGGUUAGGGCUUCUAGGGCGAGGAAUGCAGUGUAGACUGAUUUAUCAAAGAAUGUAGUUAAAUGAUCGAGAGUGACAGUAAUAAUACCUUUUGGGUAGUUAUAAUCAUCCUACGUAGAUGUUACUCCGUAUACUCGAACAACAUCCGCUUCACUCCUUUUUGCUUCUUUUGAGUAGUAUCUUCUCUUGCUUUAUCCUCU